GCGAAUCACUUAAUCCAAAGACCUCGAACAGCGAAGUUGUUUUCCACAUAUUCACACACACCAAGAGGGCUCAUUGCUAUUACUUAGAGCACAUCGGACAACGCCUGGAUAAGGAAGAGAGCGCAACAUUUGCUGGACUCAUAACGGACACUUUACAAACAUGGUUCAUACAGUGUGUUGUUUUCGUCUCUCUCGAAGCGUCUGUGUGUUGUUGCUGCUCAUCGACUGCAGUGGAGGCUCAGUAUCCCAGCAGACCUCUCAACUCUCCUCAUAUGAGGUGACGGUUCCAAUACGCAUCAGCAGACAGAGGAGAGACCAGGGCAGUGCAGAGAAGGUGUCAUACAUAAUCCAAGCUGAAGGGAAAGAACAUGUUGUCAUUCUGGAGAGAAAUGAAUUGCUUCUUCCAGAGGAUUUCACUGUGUACACUUAUGCCAAAGAUGGCUCGCUAGUCACAGAGAGACAAAACAUGACAGGUCACUGUCAUUACCGGGGUUACAUAGAAGAUGUGGAAGGCUCUUCUGCAGCACUCAGUCUGUGCUCUGGAUUAAGGGGUAUAAUCCACUCAGAGGGUACCAGUUUUGGGAUCGAACCAUUGGAAGGAUCCUCAAGUAAUGAGCACUUGGUGUAUCGUUUGAAGAAUGUCAAGACAGAAUCUCUCACAUGUGGGAUGCCUCACUCUCAUAACUAUGACGACGGAGCAUCACCAAGGCAACCUACGGAUAGCUAUGUCCAUAACAUUACAUUUGACCAAGCUGGCAGGCAUCUAACCAGGCGAAAGAGGGCAGUGCUGCACCAGACGCACUAUGUGGAACUGCUGUUUGUGGUGGACAAUGAAAGAUUCAACUACAAAAACAGAAACCAGACAGCAGUUCGUGAGGAGAUGGUUCAAAUGGCUAACUAUGUUGACAGUAUGUAUAUAGCUCUGAAUAUUCGUAUAGUGUUGGUGGGGCUGGAGAUCUGGUCCCUGCAGAACCCCAUUAGUACAGACGGCAGUGCGGGAGAGGUGCUGGGCCGCUUCACUCAGUGGAGAGAGAAAGAACUGGCCAACCGUGUUCGCCAUGACAGUGCUCAGCUCAUCCUAAAGAAGAGCUUUGGUUCAACAGCAGGCAUGGCUUUCGUUGGUGCGGCAUGUUCCAGAAGUCAUGGCAGUGGAAUUAAUGCGUUCACCAGUGAUGAUGUGAUGUCAUUCUCCUCCAUCGUAGCUCAUGAGCUGGGUCACAAUCUUGGGAUGAACCAUGAUGAUAACCGAAACUGUAAAUGUGAUGUCACAAACUGCAUCAUGGGCUCAGGGGCAAGUGGUUCUCGCAACUUUAGCAGCUGUAGUGCUGAUGACUUUGAGAAGAUGAUCUUGAACUCAGGUGGCCUUUGUCUGCUGAACAUACCGCGGCCAGACGAGGCAUACAGCACCCCCUUCUGUGGGAACAAGCUGGUGGACGUGGGCGAGGAGUGUGACUGCGGAUCAGAAAAAGAGUGCGAGAAGGACCCGUGCUGUGAACCGAAGACGUGUAAACUGAGGUCAGGUGCUCAGUGUGCGUACGGAGUCUGCUGCAAACACUGCAGGUUUUUAUCUGGUGGCACAAUUUGCAGAAGCAGCACUGAUGAAUGUGAUUUAACAGAGUAUUGUAAUGGCACAUCAGCCCUCUGUCAGAAUGAUGUCUUUAAACAGAACGGCCAUCCAUGCAAACAGGACCAGGCGUACUGCUACAACGGCCAGUGCCAGCACUACGACACCCAGUGCCAGGCCAUAUUCGGCAGUAUGGCUAAAGCUGCUCCCGAGCUGUGUUUUAAGGAUGUGAACUUUAAAGGCGAUCGCUUUGGAAACUGUGGCUACCAUUCCAGUGGCUUCAAGAGGUGUGAAAGCAGGAAUGCCAUGUGUGGAAAGCUUCAGUGCGAGAAUGUUCAGUCGUCAGUCAUUUUUGGGAUCAAGCCGUCAAUCAUCCAGACCCCCAUCGCUGACAAAACCUGCUGGGGUGUGGACUUCCAGCUAGGCUCGGACGUGCCUGAUCCUGGCAUGGUCAACGAAGGCACCAAGUGUGGAGAUAAUAAGGUUUGUUUCAAUUAUGAAUGCAGAAGUGCAGACUUGCUGAAUUAUGACUGUGAUGUUGAAAAGAAAUGCCAUGGUCAUGGGGUUUGUAACAGCAAUAAAAACUGCCACUGUGAAUAUGGCUGGGCUCCUCCAUUCUGUGAGGCUGAAGGGUACGGAGGAAGCAUCGACAGCGGCCCCACCUGGAAUGAUAAAGAUACCUCCACAAGGGAUGGUCUGCUUGUGUUCUUUUUCCUGGUUCUUCCUCUACUGGCGUUGGCUCUGUAUGUCUUCUUCAAGAGGAACGAGCUGAAGGGACGCUUUUUCAGAAAGAAACGCUCUCAGGGCUACGAAGCUGACAGCAAGCCGCAGACUACUGCAUCCCAGCGGGGAAAUCCUAACAGUAUAGUAAAGGAUGGGGUGGUUCAGACUAAUAAAUCGGCUUCUGUGCCAUCUUAUACCACCAGACCACCACCACCUCCAUUUGCAAGACCACCUGCUCCUACCCAAUAUUUCAUGCCUCAAAGACCAGCGCCUGCCCCCCCAGUAUAACACAUAACACAGAUGCAAGACUGACAGUUGUAUUUCUGUCUGUUUAUGACGAUGGAUGGACCUAGAGUGAAAUGUAUGAGUGGAGAUGAGGAGUCAGUGGUCGCACUCUUCCCAACUUAUUCCUGUCGGUUUGUAAACAGCUGUCAACUGUCAAUCAAACAGAGAGACAGUCACUGUUGUGCAAAUAACCUUCACUUGCAAUACAUCACAGAGUUGAGGGUGGGAGCAAGAGAACUUAUUAGCCAGUAAAAUGUCUCCCACCUUUCUGUGUUUAAACAAAAGAUGUCUAUGGCAACAGACUGAUAUCCUAAUUGUGUUCUUAUUCUGUUGUGCUAUAAAGGACCACUGCGACUGAUUGCACUUCAGUCAUUUUCACUGUUUUAUAGAAAUGUACAGAGAACCUUUGAUUUUAGGCUGGAUUUAAAAGUUUUGACAUAAUUCCCCCCUUAUUGUUUUUUUUUUGUACACUUUUUGGUGCAAAAUGUAUUUUAAACUCCACAAUCAAACACCGUUCUCCAGAAUUAUUAUUUUUUUUAUAUGUGUAAAUGACAAAUGGACAAAUGCUAUAAUUUACUGUGCUAGGCAUCCCUAAGAUAUUACAAAGAUAUCAAGUCACUCACAGUAUCUAAAUUAGAGGUAGACCGAUAUGUCGAUAUCAGUGCUGAUAGUUAAUCAUUUCAAAAUAAGAGUCCCCAGUAUGUUUCGGGCUUGUUUAGCGUCAUUAAACUGCAUCUGGGGUUGUAUUAAUUUAGGACUAUUUUUUUCUGUGCCCGCCAUAGUAAGGAAAGGAUACAAUUUAUAUACAAUUUAUUUUUCAUUUUUUUUUGACAGUUUAUAAAUACAUUUUAAAAACUAUCAGAUGAUUAAUCGGUUAUCAGCCUUUUCCACUACCUUAGUUAUCAGUAUCAACAAAAUCCACUAUCGGUCAACCUCUAAUCUAAAUGGCCCAUGGUAACUGCUAAUUAUUCUUUGUGCGCUGUGGAACAUAAUAACACAAAUUCAGGUUUUCUAAUGCUGCAGUUUGAGAAAAGAGAGAAACCUUUUUAUUUGAUUUUGUUGCUGCCCAACAAAGUGAUUUAAAUCUAUAAUUUUACCAUUUAUACAUAGUUUUAUUUACGUGCUUUUAUUUAUAUGUAGGGUUUAUAUCAAUUCCAUUUUUUUGUUUUUUUGCCAAGUGAAAUUCUGUCCCCAUUACUGAGGCAAAAAUCAGGUAAAUAUAUAAUUGCUUGUUUUUGACUGAUUCUGACACUUUAUGAUUUACUGCUGGUUUAAUUGGUGUUAGCGUUCUUAUUAAGUACAAAAAACUAUAACAAAAAAAAACAAAAAAAUUAACCAUAUCUUCACUUCAAGGGCUACAAGAUUUUAUGCACGAUAUCAUAUACUAUGCCAUAAAUAAAAAGUUUCUUCCUUUCUGAAACUAUUUAAAAAAGAAUGAAAAGACCAUUGUGUCUGCAUGUAUGAUGUUCUUGUGAAAGACAAAUCUCCUUGUGAUGAACGUUACACCACACAGGGUAGAGUACAUGUAGAGUUCAGUAUAGUAUGUAUCAAGUCAUGCUCCAAGCACACAACCGGUUGUAGCAUACCUCUGCUGGUAUGUUACAUUAGGAGACUUCCACAAUAACAAACUCAGCCAAGUGCCAUACAGUACAUGUCUGAUAAUAAUGAGUAUUAUUUUACAUCACUAUGUUAUAUUAAUGUGUAUAAUUUGAAUGAAUCAAUCAAUCCCUCUUCUUGCACUGCAUUUCCACUCAUGCUACAGGUGAAGCAGCUAAUAGCAGUUUAUGGUUUGUUUAUGUUUUAUGAAGGAUAGAUUCAAUUUACUUUGGGUUACCUUUAGUGUGUUGGUGAUUAUUUUGGUUUUGCAUAUGAAAAUAAAAAUCACUGGUAUG
This is a messenger RNA of Xyrauchen texanus (razorback sucker), 4464 nucleotides long. RefSeq names its product ADAM metallopeptidase domain 9 (gene adam9a). The coding region runs from base 161 to 2575 and encodes 804 amino acids. Gene Ontology annotation, cellular component: plasma membrane. The transcript has 23 exons. Gene Ontology annotation, molecular function: metalloendopeptidase activity. Gene Ontology annotation, biological process: proteolysis. The record is from RefSeq and is a predicted model, not a curated record. Lineage: Eukaryota; Metazoa; Chordata; Actinopteri; Cypriniformes; Catostomidae.